AUGCAGAAACACCAGAACCCUCAACCAGCUACCUCCGCUCCUAUCGUUGCUCCGCAAGAUGAGACAAAGGUCAUGUUGCAGCAGCUGCUCCAAGGACAACAGCUCCAAGGGAAAGCUCUGAACCAGGUUACUACCGAGAUCAAUACCAGAAUGAACCAUAUGUUCGGAGAUUUGAGCACCAAGUACGAUAAUGUCGCGAGCCAUAUGAGACAGAUGGACAUUCAGAUAGCUCAGACUGCUGAGAGCGUCAAGAGGCAGCAAGGUACUCUACCUGGUAAAACAUACAAAAAUCCUAAGGAGUGCAAUGCAGUUCAAUUGAGGAGCGGAAAACAACUUUCCGAGCCGGAGAAGAGGAGGUUCACCACGGCUGAGAAAGGGAAGCAUAAAGAGUCGGAACAACUACCAGCCGAUACCCCGGCAGUUGAGAGGAAUACGGAACCAGCAGUUGGAACAAGUUCGCCAGGGCCAGAACAACCAGCUGAAGCUGUUCACCUGAUCCCAGAGGUUGUUCCUCCUCGCGAAUACAUUCCUAAAGUCCCUUACCCUGUUCCAGCAAAGGCCACUCGUAAGGACAGAGAGGAGAUGAAGUGCAGGAAGAUGCUGGAUGACCUAACUGUUCGACUCCCCUUGAUGGAUGCGAUCCAGAUGAUGCCCUCCAUGCGCAGCUUUAUGAAGGGAUUGAUCUCAGGAAAAAUAUCAGAGGAGAGCGAAUUCAUGAUAGUUUCCAAGGAGUGCAGCGCAGUGCUUCAGAACAGGCAGAUAAAGAAGCGAGGAGACCCCGGCAAGUUCGUCCUCUCUAUCCAGAUUGGGAAGACAGUUUUUGCAUGCUCCUUGGUUGAUCUUGGAUCCAGCGUGAACCUCAUGCCUUACUUUGUAGCACGACACUUCGUUGUUCUGGAGCUGGAAGAAGAGUCUAAGGAUCCUCUCAUCUUGGGAAGACCAUUCCUAUGUACUGUUGGAGCCAUCAUUGAUGUGCGACAAGGGAAGAUUGAUCUGAACCUUGGGGACAUAGUCAUGCAAUUCGAGAUGGAUGAACUACUAAAAAAGCCGAUGUUAGAUGGGCAGACCUUUGAGGUUGAUGAAGGGAUUGACCCGCUGCAACCUCGCGAAGGAAUGAUCGAGGAGAUUCUUAUAGAAGACCCACUUGAGCUUGCACCAGUAAGAGCUGAGGCCGAGCAGAGUGUCGUAAACAUUGAUGCAGAUGGGUAUGCCAAGAUGCUUGAUUCCGCAAGGAGUAUGGGAAGAAUGGUAGCGAGUCUAAGUCUGGAGGAGGCAAGCAACAGGGUCGAAACCACUCCAUCUAGAGCGACCCCUACACCGAACUCGCCUGUUCUGUCGAACCAACCAGAGGAUCCCUGGAGCGAGCUUAAAGCUCCCAAGGUUGAGCUAAAACCCCUUCCGAAGGGGCUCAGAUAUGCUUUCUUAGGUCUGAAUUCCACAUAUCCUGUCAUUGUCAAUGCUGAGCUAAAUAAUGUGGAAACUGCAUUGCUUUUGUGUGAGAUCCCUAUACAUCCAGACGAUCAGGAGAAGACUACGUUCACCUGCCCCUACGGAACGUACGCUUACAGGAGAAUGCCAUUCGGCCUGUGCAAUGCGCCAGCAACAUUUCAUCGUUGCAUGAUGUCAAUCUUUACUGACCUGAUCGAAGACAUUAUGGAAGCUUUCAUGGACAAUUUCAGCGUCUAUGGAAGCUCCUUUAAUGUAUGUUUGUCAAAUUUGUGCAGGGUACUAAAAAGGUGUGAGGAGAAACAUCUCAUACUCAACUGGGAGAAGUGCCACUUCAUUGUCACAGAUGAGAUUGUUCUGGGGCACAAGAUCUCCGAGAAAGGAAUUGAGGUGGAUAAGGCAAAGAUCGAGGUGAUGAUGAGUUUGCAACCACCAACAAAUGUGAAAGCUAUCAGGAGUUUCUUGGGUCACGCUGGGUUUUACAGACGGUUUAUCCAGGACUUCUCAAGGAUAGCGAGACCACUCACCAGACUGCUCUGCAAGGAGAUCAAGUUCAAUUUCGACAGUGAGUGUCUAGCUGCGUUCCACACCAUCAAAGGAGCUCUAGUCAGGGCACCUAUUGUGCAACCGCCAGACUGGGAUCUCCCCUUCGAAAUCAUGACUGAUGCAAGCGACUUUGCAGUUGGAGCAGUACUUGGGUAG
Molecule: messenger RNA, 2148 nt
Organism: Brassica napus (rape)
Lineage: Eukaryota; Viridiplantae; Streptophyta; Magnoliopsida; Brassicales; Brassicaceae
Exons: 3
Coding region: 1-2148 (715 amino acids)
Source: RefSeq, a predicted model, not a curated record